This is a messenger RNA of Aspergillus pseudonomiae, 1542 nucleotides long. RefSeq names its product ankyrin repeat domain-containing protein. Bases 1 to 1542 code for a protein of 513 amino acids. The record is from RefSeq and is a predicted model, not a curated record. The transcript is spliced from 2 exons. Gene Ontology annotation, molecular function: protein binding. NCBI's taxonomy places the organism in Eukaryota, Fungi, Ascomycota, Eurotiomycetes, Eurotiales, Aspergillaceae.
AUGGAAACAAAGGACGCCGCCAGCGGUUCUCAGGAAGGGGGAGUCGACGACACGCAAAGUAUAGACAAGAGUAAUCUAGAAUUAUUGCCAGCCGACCUUUUCUGGAUGAUUGCUGACCUUCUUCCCUUGGCCGAUGUGUCUGUAUUCAGCAGCGUAAAUCACACUUUUUACAGGACAUUGCAACCAUAUCUGUACAAACUUGGAAACGCCGAAUUUCGGAAUAGCCAUUCUGUAACGGACACUCAUACCUGGCUUGAAUUUGCCAUAGGUCUUGGACUUGACGACCUCGCCGUGAGGCUACUGGACAAUGGUGCCGAUCCCCGCAUGCAAUGCACAUGUAAAGGAAACGUACGUUCUGAAAAUGCGGUUUUUCUUGCUACCCUGUUUGAACGAAUGGAGAUCUUCAAUAAGAUAGAUAUCACGAAGAGUGAUAUUUACGGGCCCUACGGUGAGCCAGAAAUAACACUGCUUCAGCUCGCCUUGGGGAAUGGAAACUUCGCGAUGGCGCAAGAGAUCCUUGAACGCGGCCAUGGCGUGAACGACCCAAUAAAUAAAAACUUUACCCCUCUACACUACGCAGCAUACAUUGGAGAAUACGAAAUUGUGAAACUAUUGCUUCAACUGGGGGCGGAUGUGCAUCAUGUGGGCUUCCGGUUUGUGAGCAUUACGCCGCUUGGAUGUGCAUUAGCAGCGAAUAUUCGGUACCCUCAUCAUGACCGAGAGAAGAUCAUCAAUCUAUUAUUAGAGCGAGGUGCAAGUGUGGAAGGUUACCCAGGGCCCAGGCAUCUUAAUGUCGCAGCUGCCCAGGGGUAUAUACCUGGAGUUGAGCUGCUGAUCCAUCAUGGUGCUAUAGUGAACGGCGACCGGUAUGAAAACACUACAACUCCACUCCACUUUGCAGUGAGCCUCGGUCACUUGGAAUGCGUCAAUGCCUUGCUUGAAGCUGGUGCUUCAGUCAAUGCUAAGACCGAGCAAGACAACACACCACUUCACUACUCAGCUGGCCCCUGCGUUGAGUAUUAUCCUCAGUGGUGGGUUCACGAGGGGUUCCUUCAUUACCCACGGUUUGAGAAAACCGCAAACUGCAUGGAAACUUUACUUAAAGCAGGGGCUGCAGUGGAUGUACAAAACCAUAACCGCGAAACGCCACUCCACAGGGCAGCUCGACAUGGAUGGGUAGCAUGUGUCGAGGCUUUAAUCAAUGCUGGGGCUGUACUCGAUCCAAAAGACAGGGACAAUAUGACACCACUCCAUAUAGCAGUGGCAUGGUCCCACAUUGAUUGCGUGAGAAUGUUAGUUGAACGGGGAGCUUCGGUUGGCCUAUUGGCGGAUGGCCGGAAGUUGAUCGACCUAACGACACAAACGCAGGAAGGAGUGGAAAUACGCGUGUUUCUCGAACUUCUCACCCCUCGGGCAGUUGAUGAAGUAGAAGGAACUGAGAUCUCAUCGCCUUACCAUGAACUGACUAACGGUUCCGAUGAAGACACUGAGGACGUGGUCGACUUGGGGGCCAAUCCUAGUGAAGAACAGCCCGGCAGUUAG